UCAACCACGUCACACUCUCAUUCACUGACUUUGAUAUUGAAAAUAAACAAAACUGUACAGCAGAUUUUGUGGAGAUUUUGGAUGGGAAUAACUACGAGGCUCCUCUGCAAGGCCGUUACUGUGGCACUACUAUACCACAUCCUAUCACUUCUUUUGGUAAUGCCUUGGUGGUCAACUUCAUCUCCAACAACAACAUUACUGCCAGGGGCUUCCAUGCCACCUAUGCUGCAUCAUCAUCAUCCUGCGGGGGUACUUUCCACAUGGACAGAGGAGCUUUCAACAGCCCUGGAUAUCCUGAGCUUUAUCCGCUCAACACCGAGUGUGUCUGGACGAUUCUCAGCUCCCCUGGCAACCGGCUCCAGCUCUCUUUCAUAGAGUUUCAGGUGGAAGAUAGUAGCAACUGCACCAAAGAUUACCUGGAGAUUCGUGAAGGGAAUGAUACAGGCAAGCUGGCAGGACGAUUCUGCGGGAAAUCCUUGCCUUCAAACUAUACGUCUAUUGUUGGACAUAUCCUGUGGGUCAAGUUUGUCUCAGACAGCUCAGACACUGAUGUUGGCUUCAGGGCCACAUUCUCUCACUUGUAUGGAAAUGACAUUGUGGGAACCAGAGGCCAAAUAGCUUCACCACAGUGGCCCAGAAGUUACCCUCACAAUUCCAAUUAUGAGUGGCGGAUAAGUGUUAAUGCUUCACAAGUCAUCCAUGGCCAUAUCCUGCAGAUGGAUAUCGAAAAUCAUCACAGAUGCCAUUAUGACAAGCUAAAGGUUUAUGAUGGGCCCACCAUUCAUUCUCGUCCUAUUGCAACAUACUGUGGAGCAGACCCUGCUUCUUUUGCAUCUUCUGGCAGUUCGAUGACAAUCCAGUUCCAGUCAGAUUCAUCUGUGACUGGAAAAGGCUUUCUUUUGGAGUGGUAUGCAGUGGAUGCUUCUGCUGUUACACGCACCAUUGCUAGAGGUGCAUGUGGAGGGACUGCAACCGCUGAAGAAACACCUUCAUUCCUCUUCUCACCGAACUGGCCCAUGUAUUACAGAAAUCUUGCUGACUGUGUGUGGCUUAUCAGAGCUCCUGGAUCCACUGUUGAGUUCAAUAUCCUGGCCUUAGACAUAGAAUCUCACAGCUCAUGCAACUAUGACAAACUUAUUAUCCAAGAUGGAGACACUAGUCUUUCUCCGGUUCUGGCUACUCUGUGUGGACGAGAACCUCCUGGGCCAAUAAGAUCAACUGGAGAGGCGAUGUUCAUCCACUUCAUGUCAGAUGCAAGCGUCACUGGAGCUGGGUUUAAUGCCUCUUAUCACAAAAGUUGCGGAGGCUAUUUGCGCACAGGCAGUGGUGUGAUAACAUCCCCCAACUACCCUCAAGACUACGCUCCUAAUCUGAAUUGUUCCUGGCAUGUAGUGGUAACCUCUGGAUUUAUCAUUGCUGUCCAUUUUGAACAGCCUUUCCAGGUUAAGAGUGAGGAUACUUCCUGCAGCCUUGGAGAUUAUGUAGAGCUGAAGAAUGGGUUGGAUAAUGCUGCCCCACCUUUGGUGUCCAGAAGAAGGAAUGGACGGUUUUGUGGAAGCAGCCCCAUCUCUACCAUGUACACCACAGACAAUCAGCUGUUUGUCCACUUCAUUUCUGACGAAGGUCAAGGAUUCAAACUGAAAUAUGAGGCUAAGAGUCUAGCUUGUGGAGGGAAUAUUUAUAUCAAUGAUCUCAACCCCAGUGGAUAUGCGUCUUCUCCUAACUAUCCGAGCAAUUAUCCCCCGCAUGCUGACUGUGUCUGGACCAUAAAGGCUCCUAAUGGACAUGCAGUAGAGCUGCAAUUUGAAGACCAGUUUUACAUUGAACCUUCACCAAACUGCAGUUUCAGUUACCUAGAGCUACGCAACGGCGCUGACUCCACUGCCCCCAUCAUUGCCAAGCUGUGUGGAAGUUUGAUGCCAGGCUCACAGAGAUCCUCAGGAGCUGAAAUGUACCUGAGGUUCAGGUCUGACAGCAGUGCCACACACGUGGGAUUCAAUGCUAAAUACUCCAUCGCUCCCUGUGGCGGGACAGUGAUAGGACAAGCUGGCAUCAUUGAAAGCAUGGGGUAUCCUGAGCUUCGUUACCAAGACAACCUGCUGUGUGAAUGGUUUCUGCAGGGUCCCAGGGGCCACUAUCUUACCAUCAGACUAGAAGGCCUAGAUAUUCAAAAUUCCUCCAGCUGCACAAGUGACUUUGUGGAGAUUCGAGAAUACAAUGCUUCUG
Messenger RNA from Balearica regulorum gibbericeps (East African grey crowned-crane), 2226 nucleotides. The record is from RefSeq and is a predicted model, not a curated record. Lineage: Eukaryota; Metazoa; Chordata; Aves; Gruiformes; Gruidae.